Pseudoliparis swirei is the source of this 2155-nucleotide messenger RNA. Its product is annotated as nesprin-2-like. The transcript is spliced from 16 exons. NCBI's taxonomy places the organism in Eukaryota, Metazoa, Chordata, Actinopteri, Perciformes, Liparidae. Gene Ontology annotation, molecular function: actin filament binding. The record is from RefSeq and is a predicted model, not a curated record. The coding region runs from base 1 to 2151 and encodes 716 amino acids. Gene Ontology annotation, biological process: nuclear migration. Gene Ontology annotation, cellular component: meiotic nuclear membrane microtubule tethering complex; nuclear outer membrane; cytoplasm.
AUGUCGUCGGGCUGGUGCUGCGGGGAUGAGCCGGUGGAGCGGGGCCACAUCCCCCUGGACAUCGACAACGUCCACAUGCUGCUGCAGGGUCAGUGCCGAGCCGUGUGGUUCUCAAAUAGCUGCUUCCUCUGCUUGGAACAGGAACAGAUCCAGAAGAAGACCUUCACCAACUGGGUCAACGCUCAGCUGGCAAAGCGGCGGCCCCCCUCCGCGGUCCUGGACCUCUUCAGCGACUUCCGCGACGGAUCCAAACUGCUGGACCUGCUGGAGGUGAUGAGCGGCGAGCGCAUCAGUCGGGAGAAAGGCCGCGGGAUGUUCCAGCACAGGAGCAACAUCGAGAAAGCUCUUUCCUUCCUGAAGAAGAAGUCGAUCAAACUGGUCAACAUGAACAUUCCUGACGUCAUGGACGGGAGGCCGUCCAUCAUCCUGGGCCUCGUGUGGACGAUCAUCAUGCAGUACCACAUCGAGGAGCUAGCCAGCGGCCUCUCCUUCAGUUCCCGCCAGUCCUCCAUGGAGUCCCUGGCCAGCCUGGACUCGCGCUCCACGCUGUCGGGCCGCUCCGGCGCCAGCAGCCCGGUUCCACCCAGAGGAGCGCCGCUGCACACCCGCUUCAGGGUGUCCGCCAAGAAGGCCCUGCUGCUCUGGGUCCGGGAGCAGUGCCACAAAGCCGGCUGCCCAAUCAACGUGAAGGAUUUCAAGGCCAGCUGGAGGAGCGGCGUGGUCUUCCUGGCCAUCCAGUACGCCCUGCGGCCCGACCUGGUGGACCUGUCCAAGGCCAGGACCCGGAGCAACAGGCAGAACCUGGAGGAGGCCUUCAGUACCGCGGAGAGGGAGCUGAGGAUCCCCAGACUGCUGGACCCUGAUGAUGUGGACGUCCGGGACCCCGACGAGAAGUCCAUUAUGACCUACGUGGCCCAGUUCCUGCAGUACUCCAAAGACCUGCCGGUGCCAGAGGAGGACAUGCAGACACAAUACCUGACUCUUCCUAAAAGUCACUCUCCUGUCCACCUGCCCGUUCACUACACUCCCGCCAUUUCUGCUUCGCCUCUGCGACAGGCGACGCCGGCCCGGAAGGCCCAGGAAGUGACCUGCUGGCUGGCUCAGGCCUACGCGGAGCUGCUGGAGGGCUGGGACUCCACCGAGGGAGAGAGCUACUCCGAGAGAUACCACGUAUUUCAGACCUUCCUGGUGUCCUUCAACGAGCAGCGGCGUCACAUCAUGCCGCUGUUGACGGCGAUGAGACGAGCGGCGAAGCCGAGCGAGGAGCAGCGAGCUCUCAGGGAGGCGUGGGACUCGCUGGCUGUGAAGCUCCAUGAGUACAAGCAGGAGCUGGACUCGGGUCUCCCGCCCCCGUUGGACUCGGUGGCUCGCUGGCUGCUGAAGACGGAGAAGGCUCUCGGCGAGGAGGACGGCGACCCGCAGGAUCACGGCCGCGCUGCCGCCGCCGCCCGGGAGAAACAGGAGCUCCUCAAAGUCUGCCUGGAGGAGAUGCCGCAGCAGCUGAAAACCUUCCAGUCCUUCCAGAACCUGGAUGAGUGUGGAAACCUGAUGGUGCCCGCCGACAAGAUGGACGAACUGAAGAGGAGGUUCACCAGCGUGAGGGUGACGGCUAAGUACCACGGGAUCAAGCUGGAGUUCUGGGAGCAGCGCCACUCCGUCCUGGACCUGUUGGGCCAGAUGAGGACCAAGCUGCGGGUCUGGAAGAGACCUUUCGUCUCCCCGGAGGCCGUCAGGGUGCUGCUGCAAGAGUGGCAUGACCUCGUGAACACACAGGAUCUUCCUUCUCUGCUGGAAGCGUCUCUCCACAAGCUGAAGCAGGUCUCUGAGAAAUACUUGAGCAAGUCCGCCCUCGCCGCAGACUUCCAGCACAUCAGCCAGCAGGCGAAGCAGCUGGAGGACGACAGCACCGAGGUUCUGGAGGGCGUGACCGCGGCCAAGAGCGCCAUGGGCCGCGUGCUGUCUGCCUGGGACUCGUACAGCGACGGCCUCAGCUCCCUGCAGGCGUGGCUGGAGCAGAGCCAAGGCCACAAGGUGACUAAAGGAGACGAUGCAUUGUUCCGGUACAGCUGGCUCGUGGCUCCUCCACAGCUGCUCUGCGUCUGUGGAAAUAACAGUGCAGACGUCUUCAAAGAAAUGAAGAAAUGUAUAUAAAAUG